Messenger RNA from Anarrhichthys ocellatus (wolf-eel), 6329 nucleotides. It is a transcript of the gene kalrna, whose product is annotated as kalirin RhoGEF kinase a. The record is from RefSeq and is a predicted model, not a curated record. Gene Ontology annotation, biological process: protein phosphorylation; axon guidance; intracellular signal transduction. Gene Ontology annotation, molecular function: ATP binding; guanyl-nucleotide exchange factor activity; protein kinase activity. Lineage: Eukaryota; Metazoa; Chordata; Actinopteri; Perciformes; Anarhichadidae. Bases 97 to 5376 code for a protein of 1759 amino acids. The transcript has 41 exons. Gene Ontology annotation, cellular component: cytoplasm; extrinsic component of membrane; postsynaptic density.
GCGGACAACCUGGUGGAGAAAGGCCACGCCCACGUGUCGGAGCUGAAGCGCUGGGUCAGCACGGUGGACCGCAGGUACCGCGACUUCUCGCUACGCAUGGGCAAAUACCAGGAGAGCCUGGAGAGGAGCCUGGGGGUCAGCUCUGAGGACAAUAAAGACCUGGAGCUGGACAUCAUCCCCGCCAGCCUAACGGACGACCCCGAGGUCAAACUGCGUGACCCCAACCCCGAGGUCAACGAGGAAAAGAGGAAGUCUGCCAGGAAGAAAGAGUUUAUCAUGGCAGAGCUGCUGCAGACAGAGAAGACCUACGUCAAAGACCUCCAGGAGUGUCUGGAGACCUACCUGUUGGAGAUGACCAGCGGUGUGGAAGAGAUUCCUCCAGGCAUCGCCAACAAGGAGCUCAUCAUCUUCGGCAACAUGCAGGAUAUCUGGGACUUCCACCACAAUAUUUUCCUGAAGGAGCUGGUGAACUACGAGCAGCUUCCAGAGGAUGUCGGUCAUUGCUUCGUCACCUGGGCUGAUAAGUUCCACAUUUAUGUGAAUUACUGUAAGAACAAACCAGACUCCAGUCAGCUGAUCCUGGAGCAUGCCGGCACCUUCUUCGACGACAUUCAGCAGAGACGUGGACUGGCUAACUCCAUCUCCUCCUACCUCAUCAAACCGGUCCAGAGGAUCACCAAGUACCAACUACUGCUGAAGGAGCUGCUGUCAUGUUGUGAGGAGGGUAAAGGGGAGAUUAAAGACGGUUUGGAUGUGAUGCUCAGUGUUCCUAAGAGAGCUAAUGAUGCCAUGCACCUCGCCAUGUUGGAGGGCUUUGAGGAAAACCUGGAGGUGCAGGGCGAGCUCAUCCUGCAGGACAGUUUCCAGGUUUGGGAUCCACGCUCGCUGAUCAGGAAGGGGCGGGACCGACACCUCUUCCUGUUCGAGUUCUCCCUGGUCUUCAGCAAGGAGAUCAAAGACUCGGCUGGCAGAACCAAAUACCAGUACAAGAACAAACUACUGACGUCGGAGUUGGGAGUGACCGAGCACAUUGAGGGUGAUCCGUGUAAAUUUGCUCUGUGGGCUGGAAGAACCCCCUCCUCUGAUAAUAAAACGGUGCUAAAGGCAUCCAAUAUGGAAGCCAAACAGGAGUGGAUUAAAAACAUCAGGGAGGUGAUCCAGGAGAGGAUGACUCACAUGAAGGGACCGCUGAAGGAGCCUCUUCAUCUGCCGAAAACACCAGCACUGACCAAACCCAGGAAUAACACGAAGAGGGAGGGAGGUGAAGACGGAGACAGUCAGGGAGACGGCAGCAGCCAACCGGACACCAUCUCCAUCGCAUCCAGGACGUCCCAGAACACUGUAGACAGCGACAAGCUCUCUGGGGGUUGCGAGUUGACCGUCGUCCUUCAGGACUUCACAGCAGGAUGCAGCACGGAGAUGUCCGUCAGCACCGGCCAGACGGUGGAGCUGUUGGAGCGGCCGAGCGAGCGGCCCGGCUGGUGUCUGGUCCGAACCACCGAACGCAGCCCGCCACAGGAGGGACUGGUUCCCAGCUCCACACUCUGCGUGUCCCACUCGCGCUCCAGCGUGGAGAUGGACUGCUUCUUCGGCUCGGGGAAAGAAAACUACCAGGUUAGCGGCUCAGAUGGAAAGACCGAGUCUGUGACGAACCUUCAGCCGCAGCCGUCCCUCAACUCGCUGCAGUCCAGCUCUCCUGGACCCAAACGCUCCGGAAACACACUGAGAAAGUGGCUGACCAGUCCGGUCCGCCGGCUCAGCCACGGCAGCUCCGUCAAGAAACUCCCCAACAAACAGAAGAAGACUGGACCGGGAACAGGAAGAGAGGAAAGCAGGAAGAGUGUUGACCUGGGACAGCCUGACCUUAACCAGCAGGAUGACAUAAUCAACGAGAGAGUCCACAGUAAGGACGGGAACUUCCUCUCUAAGACCUCUGGGAUGCAGAGCGGCGGGGAGGAGGAGCAGGACGAGGAGCCCCACACCCCUCUGCCUCCCCCCAUGGAGAUCAUCAAGGACCCCUCGGCUCAGGACGACAAGACUCUGGAACCAGGAGCGUACCCCGGCUUCUCCCCUCUCACUCCGCCAGAGCAGACAACUCCCGUCCAGCCACGGAACCCUGAACUGGAGCAGAGAGCCAAAGCAAUGAGAGGACGGAUGUUUGUCCUCAACGAGCUGAUUCAGACAGAGAAGGACUACGUCAAAAACCUGGGCAUCGUGGUGGAGUGCUUCAUGAAAAAGAUCAAGGAGAGAGGCGUCCCUGACGACAUGGAAGGAAAGGACAAAAUCGUCUUUGGGAACAUCCACCAGAUCUACGACUGGCACAAAGACUUCUUCGUCGGAGAGCUGGAGAAAUGUCUGGAAGACCAUGAACACCUUCCUGAGCUCUUUAUCAAACAUGAGAGAAGACUCCACAUGUAUGUGGUUUAUUGUCAGAAUAAGCCAAAGUCAGAGUUCAUCGUAGCAGAAUAUGACACCUAUUUUGAAGGAAUCCAGCAGGACACCCAGUCCAGGUUGACCAUCAGCGACUUCCUCAUCAAACCCAUCCAGAGAAUCACCAAAUACCAGCUGUUGCUGAAGGACUUCCUGAAGUACAGCUCCAAGGCAGGCAUCGACUGCGAACAAAUUGAGAAAGCAGUAGAUUUGAUGUCUCAGGUCCCUAAACUGUGUAACGACAUGAUGAAUUUGGGUCGGCUGCAGGGAUACGAGGGUAAACUGACCAGUCAGGGUAAACUGCUGCAGCAGGAGACCUUCUUUGUAACCGAGCAGGACACCGGCGUCCUGUCGCGCUCCAAAGAACGACGAGUCUUCCUCUUUGAGCAGAUCGUCAUCUUCAGUGAGCUGCUGAGGAAAGGAUCGUCCACGCCCGGAUACCAGUUCAAGAAGAGCAUCAAGUUAUCCUACCUGGGUCUGGAGGAGAGCGCGGACAACGAUCCCUGUAAGUUCGUCUUGUCGUGUCGCGGCUCGUCGGAGCGUUUCACCCUGCAGGCCGCCAACGUCGACAUCAAGCAGGUCUGGGUCCGACACAUCCAGGACGUCCUGGAUGCUCAGAGCAACUUCCUGUCUGCUCUCCAGUCUCCCAUCGAGUACCAGAAGGAGAAGGGCGGAGCAGGCAGCAGCUCCUCGCUGACCAGAAACUGCUCGUCCCCGGGGAACCGGCCCUCCGUGACGUCUCACAGCCGCCCAUCCUCGGCGGUCGGGCUCGGCGACAAGGAGGCGGAGCGAGGGAGGACCCAGAUGAGGGUGUCUACCUCCAACGGCGGGUCGGCAUGUUUCGAGGCCAGGGGCUUUGACAGCGACUGUAACGGCGUGUCCUCCACCAUGUUGGUCUCUCAGGACUACUCGGCGCUCAAAGAGAACGAGAUCUGCGUCAGUCAGGGAGAGACGGUCCAAAUCCUGGCCACCAAUCAGCAGAACAUGUACCUCGUUUACCGGCCAGCCAACAGCCAGUCGCCGGCCGCAGAGGGCUGGGUGCCGGGAAACAUCCUGGGCCCGCUCACAAAGCCCAUAAAAGACUCUUCUUCCACUUCCUCCUUCCCGGCGGCGGUGGCCGAUGCUAACAACAUCAAGAAGUCUCUGUCGUGGAACACACUGCGUGCCCGGAAGCGCGCUGAAGCCAAGGACGCCUCCUCGUUUGGGGUCAGAGGUCCGGAGAACGGCCUCCUCCGUAAGCCCAAAGAAAGCACGCCCCCUCCCCCUCUCGCCUCCCCAGCCACCAGGCCAAAGGGCAAAGACGUUCACACUUCAGAUGAGUCGGACUGUGACGAUGACCUUGACCCAAAAACAGGCAUGGAGCUUCUCAACCCAAAUUUCAUCCAGGAAGUGGCUCCAGAGUUCCUCGUUGCUCUGUCAGACGUGGUGUGUGCUUUCGGGGAGACUGUGGUCCUCUGCUGUAAAGUCUGUGGACGACCCAAACCCUCCAUCACCCUGAAGGGCCCCGACCAGAACACAGUGACCAGCAACAACCGCUUCACCAUCGACAUCAGGGAUACAGGCGACAUCUUGUUGAAGAUCUGUAACCUGAUGCCUCAGGACACUGGCAUCUACACCUGCGUGGCCGUUAACGACCACGGCUCUGCCUCCUCAUCCGCCUCCAUUAAAGUGCAAGGUAUCCCAGCAGCCCCUGGGAGACCAGUGGCCCAGGAGGCCAGCAGCACGGCGGUGAUGAUCCACUGGGUGCCUCCGGCUUCAUCCGCUCACUGUUCCGUCAGCAGCUACACUGUGGAGUACAGGCAGGAAGACUCAUUGCUCUGGCAGCAGGUGGCCAGCAGCAGAGAGGAGUGUGUUCAGAUCGACGCUCUGAUCCCCGGAGGUCACUAUCAGUUCAGGGUGCGAGCCUCCAACCGCUGGGGGAUCGGCCCGCCGACCGAGCCCUCAAAUAUGAUCACACUGCCCAGCAGCAACUCUGGGUUCGAUGGAACUGGGAUCCAGUGGAAAGAAAACUUUGAGUCUACCUUCUCUGAGAUCUGUGAGAUUGGAAGGGGACGAUUUUCGGUGGUGAGAAAAUGUCUCAACAAGUCUACAAAGAAAGAGGUUGCGGUUAAGUUCGUGAGUAAGAAGAUGCAGAAGAAGGAGCAGGUGGCUCAUGAGGCGGACGUCCUCCAACGCGUACAGCAUCACCAGCUGGUGGCGCUGCUGGACACAUACGAGUCUCCCACCUCUCUGAUGCUGAUCCUGGAGCAGCUGGAGGACGGUCGUUUGCUCGACUACCUCGUCGCCCACGAUGAGCUGAUGGAGGAGAAGGUGGCCUUCUUCAUCAGAGAGACACUAGAGGCCCUGCAGCACCUUCAUACCUGCAGAGUGGUACACCUGGAUCUCAAGCCUGAGAACAUCAUGGUGGACCUCCACUCUCCCACCCCGGGCAUUAAGCUCAUCGACCUCGGCGACGCCGUCCAGCUGUCUGCCCAGCGCCGGUACGUCCACCUCCUGCUCGGGAAUCCGGAGUUCGCUGCACCUGAGCUCAUCCGCGGGACGCCGGUCUCCGUCGCGACGGACGUGUGGAGCGUCGGCGUGCUGGCCUACGUGAUGGUCAGCGGCGUGUCCCCGUUUCUGGACGAGUCGCCGGAGGAGACCUGCGUCAACAUCUGCCGCCUGGACUUCUGCUUCCCGGACGAAUACUUCGGCGACGUGACCCAGGCGGCGAGGGAUUUUGUGUCCUCGGUGCUGCAGCAGGAUCCCAGGAAGAGGCCGAGCGCCACUUCCUGUCUGCAGCACCCGUGGGUGGGCCGCGGGGGUGCACACGGCGGGGAGUACUCCAAGACGCCCCUGGACACGACACGAUUAGCCACAUUUAUUGACCGAAGGAGACAGCUGCACGACGUUCGGCCCGUCACUAAUAUCAAAGGGCUGGUGAGCAGCAGCAUGGGCAACACGCUGUGACGGAGAGGAGCUCUGAGCGUCAACAACAAUCCAUCUGUGACCACCAGGGCACCCACAAUAACACUACUGUAUAUUUGAAGCAUUUAAUUAUCUUUAGUAUUUAUUAACGUGUGAGUGGGGAAGAGAUGCGUUGCCUAAAUCCUUCCUGUGAGAGAUUUAGUUCUUGACAAAGGACCACUUAAAACUUAAAAGCAGAUGUAAUUAUUGAAAUGUAUGGUUGUAUGAUAUUUAAUUACUGACUAACACAUUCAUUUGAUCUUUGUUCACCCAGUAACAACCAUUACAUGUGAAACGGGUCCCACAAACAACCUAAAACACCCCGACAGAACCCAAAGAAAUCACCUCAAAGUUGAGGAAAUUAGCAUUUAGAAAACACACUGUGAGCAGGCUUAAUGUCAAUAUAUUAGUUUAUAUUUGUAAUGUUUAUUUUUCCAGGGACAGAUGAUAUAUUGGAGGCAAGAGACCAUUGUGUUGAGGUGGUCAUUUUAUUAGACCUGUUGCUCAGGAGCACUGGGGCAGCACUGAGUCCGGCAGGGAUUUGCGUCACUGAGGAGGCAUUUACAACCCAUGCUCUGCUAACAUGCUUCAGCUAACAUAUGUGAACAUGUUAAAAAAAGCUUCUGAGAGAUUUUGACAGUGACAUUUUGCCUGACCUGUGACCCCAUAGGGUUGGUCAGAAGCAAACAUGGCAAUUCACUGAAACAAAACCGCUGACGAUGUCUGUGAUCUGAUUUAGUGUCACGGGAAGCUCUCAUGGAGGAUUAAAGCUGCAGUGUGUAGGAUAUGGCGACAUCUAGAGGUGAGGUUGCAGAUUGUAUUCAACUGAAACCAGACGUGUAGGAGAACUACUGUGGCCGGCGCAAAAAUUUAGUUUGACCGUUCUGGGCUACCGUAGAAACAUGGCGGACUCAGUGAACAGGACCCGCUCCCUAUGCAAAUAUCAAAGGCUCAUU